This is a messenger RNA of Pyricularia oryzae 70-15, 393 nucleotides long. RefSeq lists its product as uncharacterized. NCBI's taxonomy places the organism in Eukaryota, Fungi, Ascomycota, Sordariomycetes, Magnaporthales, Pyriculariaceae. The transcript has a single exon. The record is from RefSeq and is a predicted model, not a curated record. Bases 1 to 393 code for a protein of 130 amino acids.
AUGUCAGCACAGAUACUGCCGGUAGAAGCCUCCUUGCCUGCCUCUAGAACUAGUUUUACCCGCCGUGAGACUGCCCCGGCAAAGCCCUGGACUCUGCUGCGGAUAAAGAAUUCUGCAGGGCUUCUUUCCGCCCCUUCUCUCGUUCGUCAUGAAAGCUUCCAGAAUCCGCGCAUGUCAGCAUCGCGCGGCAGUAGCAGCAACACCAUUGCAAGCACUUGCCCAAUCAAUCCCGAGUUCCAAGUCCAAUGGCCGAUUGCUAAGAUGGCCAUGGACGCCGCUGACUGCAGCUUGAUUGACACCCGUCACGGAGCCAAUUGGUCGCUCCCCGGUAUCUACGGAUGCUAUACAAGUGCGGGAGUCAGUGAUGCGGCUCGCAUCUUAAAUCGACCAUAA